Molecule: messenger RNA, 828 nt
Organism: Rhopilema esculentum
Lineage: Eukaryota; Metazoa; Cnidaria; Scyphozoa; Rhizostomeae; Rhizostomatidae
Source: RefSeq, a predicted model, not a curated record
AUGGAGAGCUCGAUUUCACAAAUGAGAUUUUUCACUAAUGCUUGCGUUUCUGAAUCAUUAGAGCGGGACUCGAGUGCACAAUUUUUUGGCGAAGAUACAAAUGGUACAUCAACGAAAGGAGAUUGGGCAAAAAAAGGUCAUAGCAAAUCUUGCCCGUAUCCGUCCUACAUCGAAAUGAUUGCAACUGUAUUGCUUUCGGAGAGGCCAGCAAGCAAAACUUUGCAAGAGAUAUACAAACAUUUAGAAAAAAGAUAUCCGUUCUUGGAACAAAGAGGAAGAUCUUGGAAAAAUAGCGUGCGACAUACACUUUCUCUAAACGAAUGCUUCAUCAAGGUACCGAGACAAGACAGCGGGAAGUGCUGUGACUGGACGGUCAACCAAAGCUACCUUAAUCGCUUUUCUGUAGGCGACUUCAGAAGACAGAAGCGGCGUCCAAGAACGCUUGCACUUUCACAUACAAAUAGCUGUUGCAGAUACCGUUAUCCUCAAUUCAUCAAUGACUGUCAUCAGUGGAACAGCAACAUCCAAUUGCCUAACAAUAUGAUGCCCGACAUGCAGCAGAUGGGGCUUUCGCAGCAGUAUAUGUUCAGUGAUAUUCAAUUAGCGAGAAAUCAAGCGGAGAGACUUUUGAAUUCAGAUCAUGAACCAUACAGUAUCAGCUGUGGUGGACAACAGUCAGCAGAACAAUCCUUUUACAGACUGAGACAUUAUCCAGCUUCGAAUAACAUUGAAACUAAUACGGACAAAACUGAUUUCUCGAUUGUAGAUGACUGGCUGUUUAAAGGUUCUGUAGACUUUUCAAAAUUGUUGACGGAUAUAAUGUUUUAG